AUGGCGCCAAAGCGUGCCGUCUUCGCCGACAAGAGCAACACCCUCCGAACCACGACCAGUUUCAAGGAUGAGUCCAAGGUACCAGACGUCAAGGUCCAGGUCGUGAAGGCCCUGGAGAAUCCCAUUCCAGCCAAAGCUACCCAGAAAGACGCGUUCCUGCGUCCCGCGCAACGACCCUCUUCCAAGGGCAACACGUUCCUUCCCUCGGCGCAGAACAAUGGCUAUAUCCAGCCAUUGACUGGUGUUGUGUCAAAUGCCCCUUCUCAAGCGGCCACCAAACUGCCCAAGCGGGCUUCCACUUCCAUCUACAACGACAAUGAUGACAGCAACAACAGCAACAACAACGAUAGUCGGCCCACGACUGCAGAGUCAGGCACCGUCGUUACCCAUCACAUCGAAGCUGCGGACGCGGUCCGGACGACUUCUACUAUUUUCCCACGUAAACCUCGACACUACCAGAGCCAGCCUGCUCUCAAAUCUAUGCAGCAGAAGCAGCAGCAGGUUGUCUCCCUUCUCGACACCGACAUUAACAACUUGGCUCACUGGGAACCUCUGCCUGCCGCCAAGAAUAUCAUCGAGGACGACGUCGCACAGACUCCCUAUUUGGACGCUGUGGAGGAGCUAUCACCCGAGCAGUGCCCCAUUUUGCAGCCACGUAAAGUCGACUCUUCGCUUUCAAUUCGCGACCCCGAGUCAGAGCCAGAGUCUCGAUCCGAGUCUGUUAUCCACAACAUCAACUAUCAAGACGAGUGCCUGAUCUCGGCAGCCGAUCUGCUCGAACACGAACUUUCUGACCACGAAGACGAGGACUUUUACGACAUCGAUCAAGGAUAUACGACUGCCCAUACGUAUCGAUCCACCGACGACGCAGUUCACCCCGACGUCGGUGACCUGCUUGAAGCUGAGGCUGAACCUAGUGUCACUAUGACCGUCAUGGACGCACCAAAGUUCUCCAAGCAGACGCUCGACGAGAUCGAGGCCGCCCGUGUACAUGUCGAAAAGAAUCGUACGACGGAGGAAGUCGAAGAUGAGCGAUGGGAUAUCAGCAUGGUCGCCGAGUAUGGAGAUGAAAUCUUCGAAUACAUGAAAGAAAUGGAGAUUGCCCUCCUUCCGAGUGCCCAUUACAUGGACAUUCAGACCGAGAUUCAAUGGUCUAUGCGCAGCGUCUUGAUGGACUGGGUCAUCCAGGUCCACGGCCGCUUCAAUCUGCUACCUGAGACUCUCUUCCUAGCAGUCAACUUCAUCGAUCGAUUCCUGUCAGUCAAGGUAGUGUCUCUGGGCAAGCUUCAGUUAGUCGGCGCCACGGCUCUUUUCUUGGCGGCGAAGUACGAGGAGAUCAACUGUCCCUCGGUGCAGGAGAUCGUCUACAUGGUCGAGAAUAGCUAUUCGGUGGACGAAAUCCUCAAGGCGGAGCGGUAUAUGCUCAGUAUGCUCAACUUUGACCUUGGCUUCCCGGGGCCCAUGAGUUUUCUCAGGCGUAUCAGCAAGGCUGACGAUUAUGAUCUCGAGACGCGAACUCUGGCCAAAUAUUUCCUCGAGGUGACAAUCAUGGAUGAGCGCUUCGUCGCAUGCCCGCCCAGCUUUCUUGCAGCAGGCUCACACUGUCUCUCGCGACUCAUCUUAGAGAAGGGCAAAUGGACUACUGAGCAUGUCCAUUACUCUGGUUAUACGUUUGCUCAGCUUCAACCAAUGAUCAGCAUGAUUCUUGAAUGCUGCACCAUAGCAAAGAAGCACCACCAGGCAGUCUUUGAAAAGUACUCGGAUAAGCGCUACAAGCGUUGCGCCGCCUAUGUCGAGAGUCAGUUGAAGUCGGGAUUCUACUUGGAAGCCCCUCCUCAGUCGAUGGUGCCAGCACCAAAUGGCCGCUACGAAAGCUUGCCACCCACGUGGGGGCCCUCGACAGUACCUUACGAACGCAGCUACAUGCGCAUGCCUAUUCCUCUCCAAGGUUGA
Pestalotiopsis fici W106-1 is the source of this 1953-nucleotide messenger RNA. RefSeq lists its product as uncharacterized. Gene Ontology annotation, biological process: mitotic cell cycle phase transition; regulation of cyclin-dependent protein serine/threonine kinase activity. Gene Ontology annotation, molecular function: cyclin-dependent protein serine/threonine kinase regulator activity. Bases 1 to 1953 code for a protein of 650 amino acids. The transcript is spliced from 3 exons. The record is from RefSeq and is a predicted model, not a curated record. Gene Ontology annotation, cellular component: cytoplasm; cyclin-dependent protein kinase holoenzyme complex; centrosome. Lineage: Eukaryota; Fungi; Ascomycota; Sordariomycetes; Amphisphaeriales; Sporocadaceae.